Pogona vitticeps (central bearded dragon) is the source of this 5357-nucleotide messenger RNA. NCBI's taxonomy places the organism in Eukaryota, Metazoa, Chordata, Lepidosauria, Squamata, Agamidae. The record is from RefSeq and is a predicted model, not a curated record.
AAACAAACAGGACUCUCACCACUGAAAACCAAUAAUAUUGCAAAUCGCCACUGUGAUAUCUCCCUAUAAAUACGCCAGGCACUAAAGAUGCAAAACCACAAGCAAAAGAAGAGUCUUCAGGCUGACGGAAACACGGCCUGCAGUUUCCCACUUCUCAGUCAGCCUCGCUCUGUUAGUUGAUCCCUUCUGCUUCCUUCGGUAGUGAGUGCGCACAGAAAUGAGGCCGAGCGAGAGGCAGGGAGAAAAGAAGAGAGAUGCGAACAAAGAAUCAUUCGCUUCUCUGCCCGAUGGAGGCCAAAAUGUUAGGCUUUGUAAGGUAUUUUCCAGCUCUUAGCAUUGCUCUGCCUGGAUGUCCUGAGCUGCCAACACUGUGGAAUUCAGGUGGGAUCCUCUGCUGGUACCACGGGAAUCAUGCAGGACAAAAUAGGUACUAAUUAAGAUAUGGUUGGAAUGGAAAACAAAAUGGAGACACCGAGAAUGGAAAAUGGAUCUCCUUUCCAGUUUUAUAUGGAAAGGAAGAGUCCCACCAAGAUCAGCAAAACAGCCAUGAUCAAAAGUCAGCUGAGGAAAAACUGUUCCUGUACUAGAGAAACAAUGAGAAAGACAGUCGUGGACUUCUUCCCUGUGUUACAAUGGCUUCCCAAAUAUAACUGCAAAGAAUACAUUUGGGGAGACAUUAUGUCCGGACUCAUUAUUGGAAUCAUUUUAGUCCCUCAAGCAAUCGCCUACUCUCUGCUAGCCGGCCUGAAACCAAUCUACAGUCUUUACACAUCCUUCUUUGCCAACAUCAUCUACUUUCUCAUGGGCACUUCCCGACACGUGUCAGUUGGCAUCUUCAGUUUAUUAAGCCUCAUGGUCGGACAGGUUGUGGACAGAGAACUGAUGGUGGCUGGAUUUGACCUCAACGAUGAUCCUCGGGAAGGCAUGGAUGGUGGAGGUCACUUGAAUGUUACAAUUUACAAUUUUACCCUCAGCACAAUGAAGGUGGAAUGUGGGAAAGAAUGCUAUGCCAUUGGGGUAGCUACCGCACUGACCUUUCUGGCUGGUGUUUAUCAGGUUCUGAUGGGAAUCUUCCGCCUGGGAUUCGUAUCGAUGUAUCUUUCAGAACCUGUGCUGGAUGGCUUUGCAACUGGCGCUUCGCUGACCAUUUUAACAGCUCAGGUUAAAUAUCUUGUUGGAAUAAAAAUCCCUCGCGCCCACGGAUACGGGGUCUUAGUAACCACUUGGGUGAACAUUUUCCACAACAUUUCCCAGACUAAUCUCUGCGAUGUGAUCACGAGCGUUAUCUGCAUCACUGUGCUGGUCACGGCAAAGGAACUGGGGGACCGAUAUAAGCACAAACUCAAGAUUCCUCUUCCCACCGAGCUGGUGGUGAUUGUGGUGGCAACGUUGGUUUCGCAUUACGGGCAGCUGAAGGAAAUGUAUGGUUCCAGCGUGUCGGGGGAAAUCCCCACUGGAUUUAUUCCUCCCCAGGUGCCCAGCCCGAAUCUCAUGCAGAGGGUUGCCAUCGAUGCUAUCCCCCUUGCUAUUGUGGGUUUUGCCUUCACCGUUUCUCUCUCGGAAAUGUUUGCCAAGAAAUAUGCCUACACAGUCAGGGCCAACCAGGAAAUGUUUGCCAUUGGCUUCUGUAACAUCAUCCCAGCUUUCUUCCACUGCUUUGCCACUAGCGCAGCCCUGGCCAAGAGCCUAGUAAAAACAUCAACAGGGUGUCAUACCCAAGUGUCUAGUCUUGUGAGUGCCAUUGUCGUGCUGCUGGUGCUGCUUUUCUUGGCACCUCUGUUCUUUAGCUUGCAGAAAUGUGUCUUGGCCUGCAUCAUCAUUGUCAGCCUCAGGGGAGCUCUUCGGAAAUUCAAAGACGUUCCCCAGCGCUACCGCCUAGACAAAGCGGAUGCCCUGGUAUGGUGUGUUACCAUGCUUUCAUCUGCCUUAAUCAGCACCGAAAUGGGGCUUCUGGUUGGGGUCGUUUUUUCAGCCCUGUGCAUUGUAGGCCGCACCCAACGCCCUCAUGUGGCCUUACUCGGUCAAAUUGGGAACACUGCCUUCUAUGAAGACGAUGACGUGUAUAAAAAUCUCUUGCCUAUUCCAAAGGUUAAAAUUUUCCGCUUUGAAGCACCCCUUUAUUACGCAAACAAGGACUUUUUCCUGAAGUGCCUCCACAACAGGACAGGGUUUGACCCUGCUAUAGAAAUCGCCAGGAGCAAAAAAGCCAAGAGGAAAGGGCAACCAAGUUUUGAGAAGGGACUUGAACAGGGAGAGGCAACAUUAUCCUUGGUCGCCAAACACCAAGAGGUUAAGGCCAUCAUCAUUGACUGCUCCUCCAUUCCAUUUUUGGACACAGCUGGUGUGAGUGCAUUAAAAGACACGCUCAAAGACCAUGAGGAACUGAAGGUCAUGGUGCUCCUGGCUUGUUGCAAUCCCUCGGUGAUAGCUUCUCUGGAAAGAGGGAGCUACAUGAGCAGUGGAAACAAAGAUAGGCACGAAUUGCUGUUUCACAGCAUACACAGUGCUGUCGAGUUUAUAAACGAGACAAAGACCAUAGGAGAUGACUCAACUGUAUAACCCAAGGCUGUAAUUGCACUGACACUUGGCAAAAUUUGCAUUCACCACUUUUAGGCUAAGGUCUCCAAUGUCGAUGCUGAGAGCCCUCUUUGGACUUCAAAAGGCAGCAUGGAGCUGACUUUCAAUUAAAAAAAACUUUUAUAAGAUAUUUAGUAGUACAAACAUAACACAGAAUACUUUAAUCUUAAAAUCCAGUCGGCUUUGAUGUCAUUCACUGGACAAUAUGGGUAGAUCCAGUUCAGACAUAACACUAAACCAUUGCCGAAUGUUAUGAGAAUGUGCCAUGACAGGAUUUGGGCAUAUGUUCUCCCUGCUCCUCCUCCUCCUCACGCAUGUGGAGGGCAUCAAAAGCUUCUGCUUUCGGUUUCCAACAAGCCACAGUUUCCUGAUAUAUGCAGAUUUGAGAAAUUGUGUUUUAUUCAAAGUAUUCAGAUUAACAAGACCAAUAACAAAUGCAAAUAACAAUAAAGAUUCUAAAUUAUUAGUUCACCACAACCCAUCCUCCUAAUGUUAAAUAGUUUAGUAUUAUGGCUAAUCCAAGCCCUGUGGUCAAUCUUUUCUUAGGAAAGAACCAGAAAGUAAAAAAUAAAAAAUAAAGAUCAGGUGCCUUUGUUAAUGAAGUCUUUUGCCCUUUGCUUUCUUUAAGAUUUCAUUCACUCCAGAGAGACUCUUCAGAAGGAUCACCUGCACUUUCUUGCUUUAGGUCUGAAGGUAAUUAAAUCAUGACAGAUUAUUGUGGAAAAGGGCAUACUUUAUCAAACAAUAAUAAUCAGGUCAUAGCUUUGUGUACUUAGGCUGAAUAUUCUUUGCUGACAGAGCUGCAGAACACUGGCAAGUCUCCUUCUGAAAUUGAUAUCUGAGGUAUUUUCUCUUCAAACCAAAAAAUGCAAAUGUUAUUUUGGAAGCCAACACAUCCAUGUUUGGAUUCCCAAACCGUUCCCUCGGUGCAUUAACCUGGGACAGGGAAAAGUAAUGUUUUAACUUACUUGCUAGUAACAUUCUACUUCCAUUAUCUAGGACACUGAUAGGAAGGGUCAGCUCUUCCUUUUACUAAGAUAUGAAUAUUGCUUCCUCCAGUGUGGUAAAGCAAAUAUGACCAGCUGUCAGUACACCCUGGGAGCAGCUUGAGUGUUGUCUCGCUUGGCCACUCCAGAAACUAUGGUCGACAACUUUCAGCAACAUCUUUUGCACAAAAUCAGAAGAAAUGUGAUCUUACGUGGCUCUGUGCCACAAGGCCCUUGUCAAAAUAUUAGAGCGAAAAAACACCCUACAGCCACCUCACAUAUGAGGUCCUCUCCCUAAAUUUUCCUAUCUCACAGAAAUUGGGUUUUUUUUUAAAGUUGCCUGGAAAAAAGCAACAGCUGGGUUUCUCCUUCUCCAUACCCUCAUUUUUUAAAAUAUUUAUUUUUGUGUUUGCUUCAUAUCUUGCUUUUCCCAUUUCUUCCCAUUUGAACAUCUCCUUGCAAAUUGCAGAAGACUGAAGUCUGUUGAACUGCAAGUGCACAUGCAGACAUGCAUUCAUAGUCAUGUUCUGAACUGCAGAUGGAGGAGUACCUCAGAAAGAAAAAUUGCAUUAAAUGCAAGUGGCCUAGUACCUCCUCUGAAAGAUGCUCUUGGUACACGCCCACCUAUACUACUGAAGGGAAUCUCUACAUGGUUCCUUCCUGCUACUCACUGAAGGUGACCAUUUUGCACAGCAAAUGAAAAUGGAGAGGUAGACCCAGCAGCUGGUGUCUUACUUUACUAUCCAAUUGAAAUUGGGUCACAGACUACGAUUUGAAGACCUCUAGACUGCAUAAUACAGUAACAUCUUCAAAUGGUUGCUGGCUUCCUACAGCCAUGGUUUGUGUUACAUUAUGUGCCAUCAAGUAGGAAACAACUUAUAUAGGUUUUUCAAGGUAAGUGAGACAUCUAAGAAAUGGUUUUACCAGUUCUGCACAUCCAGUGAGUUUCCAUCUCUGAGUGGGUGUGAGGAAGAAGCUGAGGAAAAAUCAAAGAGUGUGCCAUCCCCUCAAAGGGCUAGCAUAGAUAUGCAGACACGGGAGAUAGCAGAGACAGGAGCACCAUCAGAGGAGAAAGAAGAAGGUCACGCGCCAGAAGCAGUGAGGGCCUGAGACCAAAGAUUCUGGAAGGAAAGAAGUCAGUUCUUUAGUUGGGACCGGGGCAAGAGAGAGGAGGGAGGAGAACCGCGAAAGGGAAAAGGCGGAUGUGUUCCUGACCACCGAGGAAGGAACAUCAUCCAAAGAGAAGGAGAAAAUCACAGUGUUCAGAGAGGCAGCGAUGGAUAGAGCUAACAGUGGUGCUCAGGUUUUCGCUGUGCCGGUAAAGAGACCCUUGGCUGAUAGUGUUAAAGUGGAGUCAGUGAGCCUGACUUUGAGUAAACUAAGACCCAUCAUUCCUGGCCUCAGUCCAGAAGAAUGGACAGUGCUGGUUUAUCCCAGGAAUCAAGGUCCUACCCGGUUGGUACAUCAUGUAGACCUGAUGAUAAAAAAGCGUUGAGAGAGGGAGAAUGGGCCCGUCACCCAUGUUGUGGGACCUUGUGUGUGGUCCGCAACAACUUCCUGUGGCAACCGACGAAGGAAGAGGAAAAAACAAAAACCUAUUAUUGAAGGACUUAAAUGAAGAAAAAUCAUUGUUGUGGUUUUGGGAGAGUUCUCCUCCCCAGUUAUCUAUACAAAGUUCAAUUGUUCGUAACAAAGAAGAUUUAAACAGUUCUGUUAAUAAAAAUUCUUUAUUUAAUAAUUCUGAAUCCUCAUUUGUAUCACCUGAGAGAGAAAUGCCCAAAGGUAACCGAGAAC